GUUUCUAGCAAAAUCGACGGGUCAUCUUCAAGCAGGACGGCUCGUGAUGAAAUCUGGUCGAACAUGAAGUGAUUUCAAACGUCGAACACUAGUCUCGACGAAGACCGCACUGUGCGGUUGUCAUGGAUCCGGGUUUGGCGAACCCCCAGGACGCGGGCGGGGCCGGCGGCGCGUCGUCCGCUGCUCUCGCGAGCCGGCUGAUGGGCGAUGAAGUGCUGAACCCCGCGGACUUGUAUCCCACAGAAAAAAGCUGGCAGGGCAUAUUUGUAAUGCAAAAAUUAAUACACAGAAAAAUCUGUCAUGGGCGGCCUCAUAGCAUGCUGCUUAGGAUACGCAGUGCAGAGUUUUUCGUGUAUUUAUUUUUGCAUUACAAAUGUGACCUGCCAGCUUUUUUCUGUGUGAUAACUUGGUCAUUUUGACCAAGCUGCAGGACGAUCUCGAAGGGUUGACCAAGCUUCGAAAUGUGGUCGCCAGCGGGGACGUCACGCAGGUUAAGAAGAUGCUGGGCACGAUGUCCAUCUGCAUCGACGUCCCGUGCUACGACGACUUUCACGAUUCCUUCACCACGCUGCUAGGUUCCUUUUCAGCUACCGUUUUUGCUUCGUUGCUUGAUUUGAAGGCACUUUAGGUCGAAGUCUGUGUAGUCAAAAUAGCUGAAAUCAAAGACCUUCCUGUAACCCAGGUUUUGUCGCGUCUCGGCCGCAACUGCGCAACGGCACAACCAUGCUGGAGCUGCUUUUGGAGCACGGUGCCUCCGUCAAUGCGCUUUCAGACUGCGGGCAGACGGCGCUGCUGCUUGCGUGCGCGAACAAGAACGUGGCGGCCGCGAGGCUGUUGCUUUCUCGCGGGGCCAGACACGACAUUGUGGACCACUACGGCUGGAGUCCGCUUUGCGCGGCGGUUUCCCUGUCUAGCGCAAAAAAUCCGGGUUCCGGCGGGGCAACUCAUGGAGAGCAGAUGUUCUCGGUGAUUUUGGUGGAGCUGCUGCUCUGGUAUCACGCAGACAAGAACGGCACCUUCGAGGACCGUGCCGCGGUGAAGGUGGCGAAUAACGGCUCGAGGACCACCUCAAACUCUUUAGGAAUCAGCAAAAUCCCGAUGGUAAUCGCGAUCGAGCACGACAACUACCUGGGGCUCCAGGCACUGCUCCUCGCCGGCGCCAGUCCCGCGCGGGGGCCGACGUUAUUGACCGCACUGAAGUUGCCGUCUGCUUCGAACGAGGUGAUGCUGUCCGCCCUCUGUUCCGCGGGCGCGGACCCCUUUGUGCGGGACGAGGACGGGAAACUCCCGGUGCAGGUUGCCUCCACGGUGUUCGGGCCCCAGGACGACCGAACAUUACUGCUGAACGACUACAUGCGCACCUGGGAGAACCUGUUCGGCAUGGAGCCCAGCGAUUGGAAAACGGAGUUGGCGGAGAUGCUCGAGAAGGAGAAGCAGGAGCAGCAAGCUUUAGCCUUGGAGAACGCGGCGCUGGGCGGCGGCGGCGGUUUCGGCUCUUCCGGCAGUGCCACGGAUUUGGAGGCCGGCUUAUCGAUUUCGUCCCCCGGCGCGGCCGCGAAGCUUUCCGGCACUUCCUCCGGCGCAACCACAACGCCGCAAAACCGCGGCCCAACGAUGUCUUCCUCGUCGCCGAGCAAGCACUCGAAAGGAACAACAAGCGGUUUCUCCAACUUGAUAUCGUCCCCCAUCUCGGUGAUUGCCACGGUCUCGCCGUUCAAUCGGAACAAUGCCGCCGGGUCGGGGAAGCAGUCCGCGGUUUUACUCCAACGGGAACCGCAAGUGCUGCAGGAGCUGCGCAACCUGGUGCGCAGCUGGGAGAAGCCGUCCCGGGAAAUGCAAAAGGACCCCACGUUCCAGAUGGUCAUGCUGCUCACCCUUUUGAUCGCGUUGUACUUCCCGGAUCUGUGGGUGGUGGGCGACGUGGCAAACACCACGGCGCUGGACGUGCUGCUCGGCUUCGUCAUUGGCGCGUUUCUCUUCGAAAUAUCCGUCCAGUGCCUCGGGACGGUUGGGUAUACCUACUCCUUUUUCUUUUGGAUGGACUCCCUCGGAAUGCUCUCCGUCGUCGCAGACUUCAGCUUCGUCGCGGAGGCAACCUAUUCUCAGGUAGAAGAGUACUCAUGGCUGCGGCUACUUGUUGUUUUUCAUAGACACACCCACUACUUGUACUACUAUAGUUGUGCUUGUUUUUCUGUUGUGAAGUGCUUGUUUGUAGUUGCAAGGUGCGGAGGUGCGAGAUGAAUAAAGCUAGGCAAACAAAUGUUCAUCUUCCUAAAUGCAAUUUUUAUCAGAGUGAGGACGGUGACGCGACCAUCAUCCUGGUAACCAGGAUGUUUAAGCUAGCGGCGCGUGCCGGGCGGUUCUUUCGGCUGGUCAAGAUCUUGAAGAUGCUGCCGGGCAUGCGCCAGACCUCCGAAUACGCCGGCACGGCUCGGAAAAUUUCCGACCGACUACAUGCAGCCGUCUCGAUUCGGGUCUCCUUCGUCAUCAUUUUCAUGGUGAUUCUCAUCCCCGGUCUGCUGAUCGUGACGGUGCGACUGGCGGAACAGGACUUGUCCCUUCUCGUCUGGCCGGAUCUGGUUGCGCAGACGCAGCUGACCGACACGCUAAGCAAGAGCGCCGAAAUGGCAAGGUUCUUUUCCAAGGAGGAGUUCUACCCUUACGAGCUGGAAAGGAGAUUCUACUGGGGCACCACGGAACCGGUCUGGGAAUCCAAGCCGUACUACCGCGAGAUGGUUGUGUACCCCGGUACCGAUAAUAUUUCGGGACCCGGCGCAACGCACUACCUCGAAACCUUCGGCCGGGACGGCAGCAGCGAACCGAAUGAUAGGAACAUCGUAUUGACCUGUGGUGUUUGUGUUUGAUGAAUCAUCCUACUCCAGGGACUUCUUGCAUCUAACUUUCAACGAGUUCCGGCGCUUGAAGGCGUAGUUUUUUUCUGGGGGUCUUGUGGUUUUUUUCAACUCGCUUCUAAUAUCGUGACAUUACCCGCCCUCAAAAAUAUGAAUAUGUCAGGUUGUUCGCAAAAGUGAUCCCAUCCUGUUUACCAGCUCUGAGUGGAACACACUUCACCCGACACUGGAGGCAACUGACAAGCUCGGCCCCGCGCCAUUGGGAAAUAGCACGCACGCGUACAGUAUCGCAAAAGUGCGGUACAACUUCACAUACACACACCAGCUUGACUCCGGAAUGAACAUGGUCCUGAUUGCGCUCAUCAUGACCCUUCUCGUGGUCUUCAGUAUGGCCUUGCAGGGCGUCAUACAGAAAGUCGUGCUCUUGCCACUCGAGAGUUUACUGAACCAGGUACCAUUUACUUUAUCGCUUCACAACUUCACCAUUCCCGUUGGCAUUGCUGCCUCGUGUUUUUGGUCGCUGUCGCAAUAGGUUGUGGUUGCCUAAUGAAGCAAGUGACUUCUGACCAAGUGCAGCAACCUCCUGCAGAUCAUCAUCAUCACAAUUUUUCCAGGUCCGCGACCUGGCUGCGACCAUGUUCAAAAGUGUGAGCGACAUGUCGUCGGCAAUAAAGCGGGACGACGACGAGGACGACGAUCUGGAGGAUGAAAUCGACGACGAGGAGGAUGAAAUGGAGUUUGACGGCAGUCUGAUGGAAACCGCACUGCUGGCGAAGAUUGCGUCCAAACUCACUCUUUUGACUGACAUCACCAUGGCGAAACAAAUGAAGGAUCAGGUACUCCACUGGUAGCGUUAGCGUAGAAGUAACUCAGUCCUCUGUGUUUUUUUUUCUCGCAACAGAAUGAAUAGAAUACAGUUCACAAUGAUGAAAACGAAAAGACCACUACUACUCGCUUCUUUGUGUGUAGCGAGGAUGCAAAAGGGCCGCUAUACAUAAAACUCGUUUCAUCUCUAGCUGGACGACGAGAUCCAGCAGUACACGGCGACCGCGGUGUACAAGCAGAAAACGAACAAGACCGAAGAGGAGGAGGAGAUUCGCGACGAGGAAUUCCUCCGGCUGCAGCGGGUCGCGCUGAUGCAGGCCGGUUUGACGUUGGAGGACGUGGAGUCUUUCGAGUUCAACCCGCUCGAGCUGGACGAUUUCCAGACCUACGCGGCGGUGCUGUGGUUCUUGCAGGGCGACGCCAUGAACCUCGGUGGGUUCAUCAAGGACACGCUGAAGAUCGACGAGCGGCGGAUUCAGCGGUUCCUGGAGGAGAUUUCGGGCAGGUACGUGAACACGAACCCCUACCACAACUGGCUGCACGCCGUCGACGUCGCCCACGGCGUCUACAGCUUCCUAAACCUGUGCAAGACGCGGGACAUCUUCUCCAAAUCCGAUCGGUUCGCCAUGCUGCUGUCCGCGGUUUGCCACGACGCCGGGCACCCGGGUUACAACAACCCGUUCCUGGUACAACAAAUAGGAAUAAAGAGAUCUGUGAAAGAGCAUCUUCAUGCGUUAAGUCAGCAUCGAAAUCGCAAUUUUUUGUGUAAGUAAGUAGAAGUCGUUGUCGUUGCAUUUGGCUCCUAGUAUUUCGGAAAAGUAGCAGAUGCAGAUCGAAAUCGAGUGAGAGUUUGUGGUAAAAAAGUCUAUUAUCUUCAGGUUGAAAGCAACGACCCUCUCGCGCUGAAAUACAAUGACAAGUCGCCUUUGGAAAACAUGCACUGCUCCAUCAUGUUUGAGGCGGGUUUCGUGAAUCCGGAGACCGCGGUCUUUGCGAACUGCAGUAAGGCGCACUACAUGGAGAUUCGUCGCGUCAGUAUCGACGCCAUUCUGCACACCGACAUGAUCAACCACUUCCCGAUGGUGUCGCACAUCAAACUCCUCCACGAGGAAAACAGCGAAAUUAUCCAGUUGGUGCAACACGAGUACUGGCAGCUGCAAAGUCACAGCUACCAGUCCGGGGCGGCGCUCUCACUGGGCCAGCAGUCGCAAUGGGAACUGCCCGCGGAGGCAGUGGAGUUCUGGAAACAGCCGGAAAAGGCGGCUUUGUUGCGGAAUUUGAUCCUUCACUCAGCGGACAUCAGCAAUCCCAUGAAGCCCUUCCCGAUUUGCAGAGCGUGGGCUUAUUUGGUACUUAUUCGUGUUCGUAAAGAGCUUCAAUUUCGUUUUGUUGGAAACCACUUCGCCAGCGCAUACUUAUUUCGUUGUUUUCUUUCGACGUAAUUCCCGCCCCUGAUCCGAUGGCGAGCUUUCUUUCAAAAACACUUGUUCGUCCACAGGUUCUCGAGGAGUUCUUUCUGCAGGGAGAUUUGGAGAAGUCGCGAGGAUUAACCGUGCAGAUGCUGAACGACCGGGAGAAAGUGAAAAAGCCGCAGAGUCAAAUGGGAUUCAUCGAGUUCGUUGUGGCGCCACUGUACUUCCAGUUCGCCAUCAUCAUGCCCUCUACGUACACGUGCGCGGAGACCAUUGUGAGCAACGUGCGACAGUGGGAGGCAGAAUGGCUGGAAGAGCAGGAGCCCACAGAAGAGGAACAGCAGGGCGUCCACAACCGCAUUUUGAAUCUCGAAACUGCCCUGGCUAAUACGAGGCAACUGCCGCCGUGAAAUACUUCUUAACCAGGGCAGAAAAGCAUUGGCGGUACUUACCAUGAAUUACGCCGCUAAUCGCUUCGAGAGAACAUUUUCGAAGUUUCAAGUCCAUUUCGCAUUUCAUCAGAGUAUGCUAUGUAAAACAACAAGUAGAGUGAGUCUCACAACAAGUUCAAGUUUCGUUUAUAGACAACUCAAGCAAUAAUUUACUCAGAAUGUCCAAAGAAAUGCCUCUUUACAAAGUUUUUUCAAAUGUUUCUUUACGUUACAAUCAACCUGAAGACAUGCAGUAGAAAUUCGCGGAAAGUUUAUGUUGUACUCCUGUGCAGCCACAUUUUUUUAGAAGUUUCCAAUGACAACUGUUUUGCGGUGCAGAGUAUCACAAACACUUUUAACACACCAGAGCUUUUCGACCAGCUAGUCCACCAGCUACCGGCAAUAGAUGAAUGUCGUACGAUGGCCAAAAAAUCUCACGUGUACGUACGAAAGACCUGUACAAUGGCGGUUUCAUUUUGGACAAUGUCAUGUACUUACCUCUACUCACCAUUCCAUCAUUUUCCCAGUGCGGCCGAUAGGCACACACAUCUCGUGGUCGUAGCGGCGCUUUUCUGUUGUACUGGC
Messenger RNA from Amoebophrya sp. A120, 6105 nucleotides. The record is from the annotation of a GenBank genome assembly. NCBI's taxonomy places the organism in Eukaryota, Dinophyceae, Syndiniales, Amoebophryaceae.